UUUACAUGUGUAAUGGUUUGAUAGCGGUGCGGCGGCUGGUUACUUUGCAGUGUUAAAAUCGUUUCGGUUUUUGCAUCGAAUUGUCGUUCGCUCGUUUCGUUCGUGCACACGCGUCUCGCCAAUACCUACCCCAUACACACCGUCUCGUUCUCGCGGCAGGCACACAACGUGAUUACAUGUUUCAAUAAGGAGAGACCUUUGGUACUCGUUUUAUUUGGACUAAACGUUUGGUAAGGAAGCUACAGCCAUCAUGUUGGAGUUGCAACAGCAGGAUAUCCCUAAGUUGAAGAGUGAACGUGCAGUGUCUAACAACACUGGUCAAGAAGAUGGAGGCAACAAUGGUAACAGCUAUGACCUUGUGUUUCCAGCUUUACCUGACUCAAAAACAUUGGUACCCAAGACUAUUGGGGUCAAUGGUCAAUGCGCAUCUUCAAAUGUACCACCUAAAGGAUGGAACAAAGUUCGGACUUCAACUGUCAAUAAUGUGUUCACUAUUUCUGUUCAAGACCGUAAAUCAGAUAAUAGUGAAAAAUUUGGAGAAGGUGAAUCUAAACGUAUUUGUAGUCAAAUUACAAGAGAAACUGGGGCUGAGAUUGAAAUUUCUACAUCAAAGAAUAUGAAUUUGACUUUUCUUGUAAGAGGUAAAGAGGAUCAUGUCACUGAAGCUAAACGCAGAAUUAUUGCAAGCUUUCAAACUCAAGCUACUAGUGCAGUUCCUGUUCCAAAGGAACAUCAUUGUCAAGUUAUGGGAAAACAAGGAACUCGUCGUAAGGAAAUUGAACAACGCACUGGUGCACGUAUUCAAAUGCCAAGCAUUCAAGAUACUUCAGAUAUUAUCAAUGUUACUGGAACUAGAGAUGCAGUGGAGAAAGCUGUUCAGGAAAUUCGCAUGAUUUCAGAUGAGUUGUCUAAAAAAGCGUUUGAAAGGAUUGAAAUCCCAAAAAUUUUCCAUCCCUUUAUUACUGGUGGUCACAACGAAAAACUCAAUAGCUUAAUGAAAGAAACUGGUGUUAAAAUCCAUGUUCCCCCGCCAUCUGUCAAUAGAGAUGAAAUUACAAUUGCUGGAGAUAAAGAAGGAGUUCAAUCAGCUAUUGAAAAGAUAAAACAGGUUUAUACAAAAAUGGAAAAAGAAUCAGCAACAGUGUUUGUUGAAAUACCAAAACAGAAACAUAAAUACUUAAUGGCACAAAAAGGAAAUGGUAUUCAAGAUAUAUUAUUGGAAACUAAUGUUAGUGUGGAAAUGCCUCAACAAGAUUCAGACAAAGAAACAGUUACUUUAAGAGGAUUAUAUAAGGAUUUAGGCACUGGAUUAACAAAGUUGUACGAAAAAGCUAACAGUAUGACUGCUGAAACUAUCGAGUGUCCAGGAUGGAUGCACAGAUUUUUGAUAGGAAAAAAUGGUUCUAAUUUACGAGAGUUGAUAGAAGAUAAUGAAAAGGUACACGUUGAAUUUUCUGAUGAUAACAAGAUAAUUGUGGAAGGACCAACAAAUAUGAUUCCUAAGGUAAUUGAUUCAUUAAAAAAAGCUAUUGAGUGCUAUGUUUCUACAGAACUUGUAGUUGACCCAAAGUUUUUCAAGCAUAUCAUUGGGAAGAAUGGAAGCAAUAUUAAUCGUGUUAAGAAUGAUACUGGUGUUAUAAUCAAUAUUUCUGAGUCUGACAAUAACUCUAACAUUAUUCGGAUCGAAGGACGAAAAGAUGGAGUAGAAUUAGCUAAAAGUGAAUUGGAAGAAAUGAUUUAUAAGUUGGAGAAUGAAGUUGAAAAAGAAAUAUCAAUUGACCAACGUCACCACCGUGCUAUAAUUGGAGUCAAAGGUGAAAAAGUUAGAGAACUUCAGGAAGCUUUCAACGUUCAAAUUACAUUUCCUAGUUCAGUUGAAGCUAGAAGUAAUUUAGUCAAAAUACGUGGUUUAAAUGAUGAUGUCAAUAAAGCAUUUAAGUCUUUAGCUAAAUUGGCCAAAGAAUUAGAUGAAGCCAACUACGUAUUAGAAAUUCCUGUUUUUAAACAAUUCCACAAGCUUGUUGUUGGAAAAGGAGGAGCUAAUAUUAAAAAGAUUAGAGAAGAAACUGAUACUAGAAUUGAUUUACCUCGCGAAGGUGAAGAUAGUGACACUAUCAAAGUCAUGGGUAAUAAAGAAAAGGUUUUAAUUGCUUGUGAUAUGAUAAAGAAAAUACAAAAUGAAAUGGGAGAUAUUGUCACAAAAGAAAUAGUGUUAGGAAAUGUUAAAGUACGCAAUGUUAUUGUGAAUCUCGGCAAUAAGUUUAUUCAAUCAAUCAAAGAAGAUUGUGGUGGUAAUGUGUCAUUAAAGUUGCCAGCUGUUAAAGGUGAUAAUACUAUAAUUAUCAAAGGACCUGAAGAUGAUGUAGACAGUGCUAUUACACAAAUUCAGACGAUGGUAGACGAAGUUCACAAUUCAGUUAUUGAUCUAAAAGUGAAGCCAGAAUUUCAUAAAUAUUUGAUUGGAAAAAAACGAGCUAAUGUUAAAAGAAUUCGAGAUUUGACAAACACAAGAAUUAUAUUCCCACCUGAAACUGAUUCGGUUAAUGAAAAUAUAACUAUUGUUGGUAAAAAAGAAAAUGUAGACAAGGCAAAAUCAGAAUUCGAAGUUAUGAUAACUGAUAUCAGUAAUGUUAUUGAAGACCGUGUAGAAAUAAAUGAAAAAUAUCAUAAAAGUUUUGUGGCUAAACGUGGAGAAUUUUUACAUAAAUUGGAAGAAGAAUGUGGUGGUGUAAAAAUAUCAUUCCCCAAACCUGGAGGUGGCGAUAAAGUUGUACUUAAAGGUAGUAAAGCAAAUGUUGCUAUUGCAAAGCAAAGACUUUUAGACCAUGCUAAAGUUUUGGAAAAUACAAUUCAAGUUGAAGUUAAUGUUGAUCCUAAGUAUCAUCGUCACUUUGUUGCAAGGCGUGGUGAAAUUAUUAAUAGAAUCAUUGAUGAUUGUAAUGGAGUAUCUAUAACAUUCCCUAAAUUAGCAUCUAAUGAUGAUGUUGUUAUAAUCAAGGGUGACAAAACUAAUGCUGAAGAAGCAAAACGCAAAAUUGAAGAAAUUGUUAAGGAUUUGGAAAAUAUUAUUGAAAUUACUAUGAGUGUUCCUCCCAAACAUCAUCGACAUUUUGUUGCUCGUCGUGCUGAAGUUAUUAAUCAAAUUAGUGCAGAAUAUAAUGGAGUUACAGUAACAUUCCCACAAGUGAAUUCCAAUUCUAGUGAAGUUUUGAUAAAAGGUCACAAAGAUUUUGUUGAAAAAGUCAAAAAUAAAAUCAAUAAUAUAGUCAUUGACUUGGAACAACGUAUCACCGUUGAAGUAAUCAUACCUCAAAGGAUGCAUAGAGUUUUAAUGAGAAAUCGAGAUUUGUUGGAAGGCAUGAGACGAGAUUUAGAUGUUUGGAUUAAGUUUCCCGAAAGACCCCCAGAAGACCAGUAUAAUCGCGAACAAGAAGAUGUUAAUGUUGUUGAAGAAACUGAUGAAAAUCGUGCUCCUAGUGUAAAUGACAUAGUUACAAUCUUUGGAAAACCUGAAAAUUGUGAAAGUGCUAAACAAAUAUUAAUUGACAAUAUACCAAAAACUAUUGAUUUAAAUGUACCAUCAGAAUAUCAUAGAUCAUUGAUUGGUUCUAAAGGUGCCACAAUCCGGAAGCUUAGCGAUGAUUAUAAUGUCCAGAUUAAAGUUCCAAACCAAGAACAAAAUGCUGAUAUUAUUAAGAUUACUGGUGUGCAAAAAGAUAUUGAUGAAGUAGUCGCAGCCAUUAAAGAAGAAAUGCGGUUAUAUGAUGCUGAUAAAGAAGAUAGACAAUUGCGUUCAUAUGAAAUUCAGAUGACUAUUGAACCAGAAUUCCAUCCCAUGAUAAUUGGUAAAAAAGGAGACACUGUCCGUAACUUACGUAACAAAUAUGGUGUUCAAGUUAAUCUGCCUAGAAGAGGUGAAGGAAACAAUGAAAACAUAGUGACAGUUGUGGGUUACCAACAAAGUGCUGAAUCAGCGAGGGACGAAAUUCAAGAAAUGGUUGAUAAACUUAAAAAUGUUUACAAGGAAGAGAUUUACAUUGAUAGUAGAAUUCAUUCAAGAUUGAUCGGUUUUCGAGGACGUAAUAUUUCACAAAUUAUGGAUAAAUAUCAUGUAGAUAUAAGAUUUUCAAAAUCUGACAGUUCUAAUCCAGAUUUGGUAGUUGUAUAUGCCCGUGAGGAUGCUACCCAGGAUGAUGUUUUGGAUUGUAUGGAUUAUUUAGAAAUGAUUCAACAAGACUAUUUGGAUGACUUGGUAGAAAAUGAAGCAAAAGCAAGCUUUAAACCAAAAACUGAGAGCCAAUCCGUUCCCAAUGGUAAUCAUAACUCACAAGGUGCUGGAUUUGUUAUGGGUAAUGCACCGUGGGAAAAAGCUCAUCCAGAUACAAAUAGUACCAGAGAUUUUCCAUCAUUUGCGGGUAUCGCGACGUCUGCUAAUAAUGCUGGGUCUGACAAGACCAAUCUUCCAAGUUGGGGAAGUGGGCGUCGUUAAUUACUCUCAAUUGAUUUAUAAAAUUAUUGUUUCCAAUAAUUAAAUAUUUUUUGCGAUUUCAUUUAAAAAAUAUAUAUAGUGUCCGGUUGCCACUAAACUGAAUUUCUCCCGAGUAAUUAAAUUACAAUAUAAUUAUAUUUUAAGAAUAGAAUAUGUUUAGAAAAAAUGUGUUAUUUAAUAGAAAACAAGAAAAAAAUACAUAUAUAUUUAUUUAUAUAUAUUUAUUUUUUUUGUAACAUUAGGUGGAAAAAAAUUCUAUAUUUUCCAGGCUGUGAAGAAAAAUUGCUGUAUAAAAUUAUAGAUUGUAACCAUUUGGGUCUCAUUUUUUCUUGUGUCCGCUAUGUUUUUUUUAACAGAUUAUUAUACUAAAUAAAAUGUUUUUAUAUCA
Myzus persicae (green peach aphid) is the source of this 4877-nucleotide messenger RNA. RefSeq names its product vigilin (gene Dp1). The transcript is spliced from 24 exons. Bases 251 to 4489 code for a protein of 1412 amino acids. The record is from RefSeq and is a predicted model, not a curated record. Gene Ontology annotation, cellular component: nucleus; cytoplasm. Gene Ontology annotation, molecular function: mRNA binding. NCBI's taxonomy places the organism in Eukaryota, Metazoa, Arthropoda, Insecta, Hemiptera, Aphididae.